UUUCCAAUGGAAUUUGUUGACAGUUCUGAAUUAUAUUUACUAUGCUGAGCAAUUUGUACAAUUUUACAUUGUUUUCGCGAAAAUCGUAUCUUAAAUGAAUGUAUUAUUGAAUCUUUACCAAAUAAAAGAAAGUGUUUUUAAAGAAUGAGUAAUUUUUCGGGAAUCUUCGAUGACGUGAGGCUAAUAGAAUUGGUUGAAAACCAUGAAAUAAUUUACAACAAACAUGGUGCUGUAUUUCAAGGUACAGAGAAUAAAAGGGAUUCUUGGAUUAAAAUCGCAGAGGAUAUGGGCAUGACUGCAGAGGAAUGCAUCAAAAGGUGGACAUGUCUGAGGGAACGUUAUACCAGAGAGCUCAAACAAGUUGAAACUAACCCCAACUUCGUAGUAGGAUGGCCUUUAUUUGGGCCACUUUCGUUUUUAAGGAAAUUCAUAAAACAAAGGCCAGCGCGAACAGUAAUAGAAGAAGUGGACGAGGAGUUGCUAAUCAAAUUGGUACGUAAUCAUGAUGUACUUUACAGCAACAAAGGGAUUAAAUAUUCUAACCUGAAGGCAAAAUCCUGGUUAGAAAUAUCCGAACAAAUGGGUGUAAGCGUUGAAGCAUGUUACAACAGAUGGAAAAGCUUGCGAGAGCGUUAUACCAGAGAAAUAAAGCGUGAUGCCAGUUUAUCUGUUCAAUGGCCUUUAUUUAACUCUCUAUCCUUUUUAAGAGAUUCCAUAAAGCUACGACCUUAUCGUUGCACAAAGAAUUCUCUGAAAGAUUCAAAUAUGGUUGCGAUAAAAAGCAAAAGACUAAAACAUGACUGUGCAGAAGCUAAUGAAUCUUUAGGUACAUGUUACUCUCCACCUUUAGUUUGCAAAAAGGAAUUUCUCAUAGAUCCUUUGUCAUUGCCAGCGGAUAAUGAUCUAUUUGGUCAAAGAAUUGAAGACAGCAGAGAAAAGACGGUUGUGUCAAAUGGAAAUGAGGAGAAGUUCUUUAGUUCAACCCAAGAUUGCAGCGAGAACAUGACGAAUGAUUCAAUAAAUUUAUUUGGUAAAACUGUUGCUGCAAUUAUAUCAGAAAUGAGUGAAGCCAAGCAAGCCAAAGCUAUGCGUGUAUUGUUCAAUGCUUUAAUAACAAUUAAAACUGAACCAGAGGAAUCAUAAGGUAAUAUUUGAAGGUGUAAUUGUAUACAUUCUGCAUAGUAUUGAAUUCCUUAGAUUAUAUAAAUCUAAACUGAACACAAAAGUGAGAUAUAAGCAACACAUAUGUAAGAGUUAAGUAAUUGCUGUAAGCCAAAAAUUGUUUUUAAAUAGCAAUAAUUUUACUUUUGAGUAAAUAAGCAUAUUUUUUGUUUGACACAAAAUAUGUAUGUAAAAAUAACAGAAUAAUAAAAAUGUACAAAAUAUGUAUGUAACAAAUAUACAUACUUGUUUAAAAACUGA
Messenger RNA from Zeugodacus cucurbitae (melon fly), 1422 nucleotides. RefSeq names its product transcription factor Adf-1. The record is from RefSeq and is a predicted model, not a curated record. NCBI's taxonomy places the organism in Eukaryota, Metazoa, Arthropoda, Insecta, Diptera, Tephritidae. The transcript has 7 exons. The coding region runs from base 145 to 1143 and encodes 332 amino acids. Gene Ontology annotation, cellular component: transcription regulator complex; nucleus. Gene Ontology annotation, biological process: regulation of transcription by RNA polymerase II.